AUUCAUGGCCUUGUCAGGCUUUAUAAAAGAAGUCAGCAUGACAUAGCAGCUAGGAAGACUUGAAGACUACUGACAGAAUGCACAUCAUGACAGUCAUGCAGCUGGGCGUAUGGGCUGUAUUGCUCUGCCCCUAUCUGCUUACCAUAAGCAUCCCACUAGACUGCAGGGAAGAGCAGGGUAGCCUCUCUCGCUGCCCCUCCAUAUCCCAAGAGAAACUUCUAGACCGAGUCAUCCAACAUGCUGAGCUCAUCUACCGUGUCUCAGAAGAAUCAUGCUCUUUAUUUGAGGAGAUGUUUGUCCCGUUCCCAUUGCAGCUCCAGAGGAACCAAGCUGGCUAUGCAUGCAUCACUAAAGCCUUACCCUUCCCCAGCUCCAAAAGUGAAAUCCAACAGAUAUCUGACAAAUGGUUGCUCCACUCUGUGCUGAUGCUGGUCCAGUCGUGGAUUGAGCCAUUGGUCUACCUGCAGACCUCACUGGAUCGCUACGAUGACGCUCCUGACAUGUUGCUCAACAAGACCAAAUGGGUGUCUGAGAAACUGAUCAGUCUGGAGCAAGGGGUGGUGGUCCUCAUCAAGAAGAUGUUGGAUGAGGGAAUGAUGACCACAAGUCACAAUGAGCAAGGCGUCUUCCAGUAUGAUGUGCAGCCAGAAAUGAUGGAAUCUGUUAUGAAAGACUAUACCUUACUCAACUGCUUCAAGAAAGACGCCCAUAAGAUGGAGACUUUCCUAAAGCUUCUCAAGUGUCGACAAACUGACAAAUACAACUGUGCAUAAAACAUAAAGUGGAGGCUUUAAAUAAUACAGUGUUUAGCUUUAAAUUAAUUCCUGAGGUUGGUAGCCACGCACUUAUAGAUAUGACUAUGCCUUAGGCGAUCUAGCCUUGCUUGCAGUGCAGUACAUUCUUUAUUGAUUGUUUUGGAACACCUUCACACAAAACUAAGUAGGUGUAAUGUUGUGCCCUUUCUUCAACACACUGCAUUUUAUAUUUCCCUGCUCAGUUGUUAUUUUAACCUGGCAAAGGCAACAGAGGGCAAACUCCCAAAAGAUUAUUUGCAUGUCGAGCUGUCAAAAAAAUCUGCAUAUCCUGCCAUUGAUUUCCAUUUCCUUUGUUCGUAACUGGAGUUUGUAUUCCUCGCUUGCUCUUGCAGUGUUUUGAUUAUUCCCACGGCCCCCAGAGUAUUCAGUGAGACUCCCUUUUUAAAUGGAGUUGGUUUCGCUUCUGCAUUAGUGAAAUGAAACACUUUCACGGGAGCCGGGAGUCAAUCAGAGAGCAAUCACUACUUUAAAAAAGAGACACAUUUUGAUUGGUGAGAGUGUGAGAGAGACCAAGAGAGAGAACAAAUAACAGCUAAAAUGAGAGGCAAGGCUUAUCUGGAAUUUUUGGUUAGACACAGGUCAUGAACAUUUCUGUCUAAAUACGCCUAAUUUAACCUGAAUGUAGUUAAAGAAGUUUAUUACUCACUUUAAAUGGUCAGGAGAUAUACAGUUUAAUACAGUUUGAAUUGUAUGAAUUGUAUGAUGUUAUGUAUAUGUAAUGCAGAAUGCAAACUAUACUUUUUUGUACUCUCGUGAAAAUAGAAGAAGCCCAAUGUACUGUGUCAACUCCUGUUUUAUUUAAGACGCUAAUAAAUCAAGUUGUAGAAAGAAAAGAGAAAAACAA
Messenger RNA from Siniperca chuatsi (mandarin fish), 1659 nucleotides. RefSeq names its product somatolactin alpha (gene smtla). The record is from RefSeq and is a predicted model, not a curated record. Gene Ontology annotation, biological process: animal organ development; positive regulation of growth; positive regulation of receptor signaling pathway via JAK-STAT. Gene Ontology annotation, cellular component: extracellular region. The coding region runs from base 78 to 773 and encodes 231 amino acids. Gene Ontology annotation, molecular function: growth hormone activity; growth hormone receptor binding. The transcript is spliced from 5 exons. Lineage: Eukaryota; Metazoa; Chordata; Actinopteri; Centrarchiformes; Sinipercidae.